Bacillus rossius redtenbacheri is the source of this 705-nucleotide messenger RNA. RefSeq names its product large ribosomal subunit protein mL49 (gene mRpL49). The transcript has 4 exons. The record is from RefSeq and is a predicted model, not a curated record. Lineage: Eukaryota; Metazoa; Arthropoda; Insecta; Phasmatodea; Bacillidae. Gene Ontology annotation, biological process: translation. Bases 1 to 633 code for a protein of 210 amino acids. Gene Ontology annotation, cellular component: mitochondrial large ribosomal subunit; ribosome. Gene Ontology annotation, molecular function: structural constituent of ribosome.
AUGUAUUUGUUUUAUAAUAAGCUUCGUAUUGUAAUACAAAUGACAGUAUCCAUGCGGUCUGUGAAGAGCCUUGUGCGUUCUUUUUGUAGUUUAUCGCGCUGCAGUAAAAUUUCAAUAAAUCAUGUCGACCGAACUUUAGAGAAAAAAUACACUGCCGUCAAAAUUAUGAAGGCGCCACCUAUCAGGUAUGGGUCAUACCUAAACAGUAAGCCUGCGGCUGAUGUCGUGGAACUGCCUGAAUUUGAAGUAUCCAAGUCUCCUGAUGAAUGGAAGUAUGUUGAAAGACUCCUGCCUCUCAAGACCGUGCCAAAGCCGAAACCGAAAACUGAAUAUCCAUCAGGAUGGAAACCACAGUCAGAAGCAGCCAAAGACCUGCCAUAUUUUAUCAAGCGGAACAAGAACCACAUGGUUCCAGUCUAUCUGUACAGAGGCCAUCUAGGACAUGUCAGGAUAACCCAAGUGAAACACAUACAAGGAGAUAUCUGGGCUCUUGGAGAGGAGUUGAAAUCAUUCUUAGCCAAGGAAAACAACAAGCUUAUACAAAUCCAGGUGCAAGAAGUGUAUGGACACAUAAACAUCAGGGGUGAUUACGUGACACAGGUUUACAACUGGCUACUAAAUAAAGGCUUUUGAUGGUCACAUUAGUUGUGUGUAUUAUUGUUCAUGUAUGGAACAUUUUAUUAAUAAAUUGUGGCAAUAAAUGAA